Messenger RNA from Eruca vesicaria subsp. sativa (arugula), 738 nucleotides. The record is from the annotation of a GenBank genome assembly. NCBI's taxonomy places the organism in Eukaryota, Viridiplantae, Streptophyta, Magnoliopsida, Brassicales, Brassicaceae.
AUGAAGAAACAAGAGAGCACAUGCAUAUGCAUUAAAACAUUCCACCAUGAACGUACUCACUCACAACUUAUUAUAAUAUUUUGGUGUAACAGAGACUUUGAUGCGUUUGAUUUGAGACUGCGUCUUCCUGCCGUGGUUAGUACACUCUACAAAGCUGUUAAGCGAAACGGUGGAGUUACAUACGUCCACUGCACUGCUGGAAUUGGAAGGGCUCCUGCUGUUGCGUUGACAUACAUGUUCUGGGUGCAAGGCUAUAAAUUAAUGGAAGCUCACAGAUUACUUAUGAGCAAACGAACGUGCUCUCCAAACCUAGAUGCUAUCAGGAAUGCAACAAUUGAUAUUAUUACAGGACUCAAGAAGAAGCUUGUUACUCUCACACUGAAAGACAAGGGGUUCUCCACAGUAGAAGUUUCUGGCCUUGACAUUGGAUGGGGACAGAGGAUACCAUUGACACUGGACAAGGGAACAGGACUCUGGAGCCUAAAGAGAGAAUUGCCUGAAGGAAAGUUUGAGUAUAAAUAUAUCAUAGACGGUGAAUGGACACACAAUGAGCUGGAGCCGUUUACAGGACCUAACAAAGAUGGACAUACCAAUAAUUACGUAAAAGUGGUGGAUGAUCCAACGAGCGUGGAUGGUGUAACGAGGGAGAGGUUAUCGAGUGAAGACCCUGAGCUUUUGGAAGACGAACGCUUGAAGCUGAUCCAGUUCUUGGAGACUUGUUCUGAGACAGAUGGUUGA